Sorghum bicolor (sorghum) is the source of this 1378-nucleotide messenger RNA. RefSeq names its product transcription factor ILI3. NCBI's taxonomy places the organism in Eukaryota, Viridiplantae, Streptophyta, Magnoliopsida, Poales, Poaceae. Gene Ontology annotation, biological process: regulation of growth; regulation of DNA-templated transcription. Gene Ontology annotation, molecular function: protein dimerization activity. The coding region runs from base 455 to 715 and encodes 86 amino acids. The transcript is spliced from 2 exons. The record is from RefSeq and is a predicted model, not a curated record.
AACCCACUGCACUCGCCGGCCCCUUAGCUACUAGCAAAUUACUAGUAGUCGGCUUCUUCCUCUCGCUUCCCAGCUGCCUCCGCUCACCACUCGCUCCAGAGUGCAAGUGCUCUCACCCUCUCACUCUCCUCCUCUCACACUACACAGUAACAACACUCCCCGGCGGAGUUCACCAGCUAGCUCUCGGUAUAAGCAGGCAUUGAAACCCUAUCCUUUUCAGGUCUCUCUCACCUUUUCUUUUUCGUUCUCCGUUCACUCCUAUUUCCGUUUGCACGCUUGCUCUUGACCCGAGCUCCCACACGUACAUCACUACUGCAUAAAUAGGCGAGCUGCUGCGAGAGCCAGAGACGACGAGGACGAAGAGGAAUUAAGCCAAGGAUCGAGGUGCUGUAGCUUCGUAGCGACUGGUGUCUCUGAGCAAAGCUACGACCGCCGCGCGCCGCUCGCCGGAGAAAUGUCGUCGGGCCGGCGUGGCAGGAUCAGCGACGACGAGAUCAACGAGCUCAUCUCCAAGCUGCAGGCGCUGCUCCCGGAGUCCUCACGCCGCCGGAACGCCAGCCGGUCGUCGGCGUCGAAGCUUCUGAAGGAGACGUGUGCCUACAUCAAGAGCCUGCACCGGGAGGUGGACGACCUCUCGGAACGGCUGUCGGGGCUCAUGUCGACCAUGGACAACGACAGCCCACAGGCCGAGAUCAUCCGGAGCCUCCUCCGGUGACCCGGCCAUGCCACCCCCGCGCGCGCGGCCGGUGGCCCUCUGCCCGCCAUCUAGCUAGCUGCUGCAGCCGCCAGCGCAGCUGCACUGAAGACGACGACGACAGACGAGCUUGCUUGCUCGUUUGCUACGACGACGACCUUAAUUAUGUUACUUUGUUUUUAAUUUCUUCUUCUUCUUCUUCGGAUGUUGUGUGUUUGUUUCCGUGUUUAAUUAAUUCAAGAGCAAGAGCUCUUGCUCGGAAGAGACGACGACCAAGGGUUCUCUCGAUCUUCUCGUGUACCACGGCAUGCUGAUGAUGCAGGGGUUAGUAGAGAUAUAUAUGGACUUCUAUUGACCGACUAAGCAGGUACCACGUACUGGUAGUGGUAGGUUUGUAGUUGCAGUAGACUACUGUAGCAGCUCUAUAUAUGUUGCAGAUGCGUCCGUCCUGAGAGUUGUUGUUUUGUAGAUUGCAUGCCGCUCUUGUCUCUGUCCUUAGCUUGCCAAUGGGCAGACAAGGAGCUUAACGACGACCACUCUGUCUGCAGGAGACAAAUAUAUAUACUACCAUGUGCUUUCCCUGUCUUUUAUUUCAUCCUGAUGUAACUUGCAUGGUAAUGUACUCCAUCCAUCCGUCAUUUUUUUGGAAGAUGUAUCUUAGUUCUUUUAGAAAAAAAUGUUUAA